Messenger RNA from Fonsecaea erecta, 1497 nucleotides. RefSeq lists its product as hypothetical. Gene Ontology annotation, molecular function: catalytic activity. The record is from RefSeq and is a predicted model, not a curated record. The coding region runs from base 1 to 1497 and encodes 498 amino acids. The transcript is spliced from 6 exons. Lineage: Eukaryota; Fungi; Ascomycota; Eurotiomycetes; Chaetothyriales; Herpotrichiellaceae.
AUGGCUCCCAGCAGAGCUCUCCGACGAGCCUUCGCGGGCCGGCCUGGAUGCACCGCAGCACCAGGCCUCCUCCUUCGGCCCCAGUCCGAGCCGUCGUUCAGGUCGGGCCGAUGGUUCGCGUCCGCCAGGGAGUCGUCAACAAACUCCCAGACAAGCAAGAUAGCCCCGCUGGAGGGUGUCAGGGUGCUGGACAUGACGCGAGUGUUGGCCGGUGUGAGUUCCCCAUUUGUUGCAGUACCACCCUUUGCUUGCUUGAGCAGUUGGUCGUUGGUCGGUGGUCUAGGAAAGAGACCCGAAGAAGCCAUCGAGUUGAUGGGAAGCGCGGAAAUCAUCAAGAUCGAGCAUCCCACUCGAGGCGAUGACACCAGGGCCUGGGGGCCGCCGUACGCGAAGUAUAAAGACGAUGCCCUUGCAAAGAGCGGCAAGCCGGGGGAGAGUGCAUAUUUCAUCGGUACGCUGAAAUGGGGAUUCGAUCGCUGUUUCCAGGUCAACCGCAACAAGAAAUCCGUCGGGCUCUCGUUCCAGCACCCCGAGGGCGUCAAGAUCCUGCACGAGCUGGCCAAGACGUCGGAUGUGUUGGUGGAAAAUUACAUUCCAGGGGCUCUGAAAAAGUACCAGCUGGACUACGAGUCGAUACGGAAGAUUAAUCCUCGCCUCAUCUACGCCUCCAUCACCGGCUACGGCCAAUACGGGCCCUACAGCCCCCGGGCGGGCUACGACGUGAUGGUGGAGGCGGAAAUGGGACUGAUGCACAUCACGGGCGAACGGGACGGGUCCCCUGUGAAAGUGGGCGUGGCAGUGACGGACCUGACCACGGGCCUGUACACGUGCAACGCGAUCAUGGCGUCCUUGUUGGCCCGCCAGCGGACGGACCGGGGCCAGCACCUGGACGUGGCGCUGGCGGACUGCCAGGUGGCGACGCUGGCCAACAUCGCCAGCUCGGUGCUGAUCUCUGGCGAACGGGACGGCGGGCGCUGGGGCACGGCGCACCCGAGCAUCGUGCCGUACAAGGGCUUCAAGACGCGCGACGGCGACAUCAUGCUGGGCGGCGGCAACGACCGCCUGUUCGGCAUCAUCUGCGACAAGCUGGGCCGGCCCGAGUGGAAGACCGACCCGCGGUUCGUGACCAACGACGUGCGCGUCCAGCACCGCGCCGUUCUCGAGGACAUGAUCGAGCAGAUCACCCGCACCCGCACCACCAAGGAGUGGCUCGCCGUGCUCGAGGGCAGCGGCAUGCCCUACGCCGCCAUCAACGACGUCAAGGACACCCUCGACCACGCCCACGUCCGCGCCCGCGGCAUGGUCGCCGACCUCGACCACCCGGCCUGCGGCUCCGUCAAGGUCGUCAGCCACCCGGUCAAGUACUCCGAGACGGCCGCCGGGCCCCGGACGGCUCCGCCCACGCUGGGCCAGCACACCGACUUCGUGCUGCGGGACCUGCUCAACAAGGAGGACGGGGAGAUUGAGGCGCUGAGACAGGCGGGUGUCGUGGCGUAG